AUGGCUUCAACACCAGGCCCAGUGAUGGAGCUGUUAGGACGCGUCGCCUACGAGAUCGAGGUGAUGCGGCCAAUGUUCCCAACAUAUCUACACCUUCUAGUCUCUGCAGUCUUCCCCAUCUACACGGCUGCACACGCUGCAUUAUCGCGACCGUCGUCGGCAAGCCCACGUAAACGCAAAGCAGGGUCGGCUGACGAUGACAAUCACGAAGAUGGCGAAUCACAGAAGAUUGAAAGCCUGACACCUUCAGACGCGAUACUCUUUCCUCUUCUCGCAGGUACGACAUUAGCCAGCCUGUAUUUCAUCCUUAAAUGGCUUCAAGAUCCAGCCUGGUUAAAUUGGGCGUUGGGCAUCUACUUCUCGCAAAUUGGCCUCUUCUUUGCUGUGAAGUUCAUCAAGGACAUGUUGUCUAUCGCAAGGUCCUUUCUCCUUCCAGAUCAGUAUUCCCGUGGAGGCAAGGUCUGGAAAGCCAAUCAACCAGACCAUUGCUUCAAGACCGAAACCGGUGACACCUCUUCUUCGCCAUUUCCGUGGCUACUGUGGCCUCUGCCCGUCCCAUCCUCGGUCUCAAAACUAAUUUGGCAAUUUCGAGGCGUGGUAUACACGAAAGCCCGGCUAGACUUCCAUAUCCACCGUUUGAUAACAGUCAAAUGCCCGAUCGACAUUCUAGACUUGAUAAGUCUCUUGCUGUCCACCGCCAUAGUGUCCUAUCACGCCUUCCUCGCUAAACCCUGGUUCCUGACGAAUUUUCUUGGCUUUUCGUUCUGCUACGGCUCAUUGCAGUUCAUGACUCCCACUACCGCCUGGACUGGGACCCUUGUUCUGUGUGCACUUUUCUUCUACGACAUCUACUUCGUUUUCUUCACACCCAUGAUGGUCACGGUAGCAACAAAGCUGGACGUACCCAUCAAAUUACUUUUUCCGCGGCCUGAUGGUUGUGUGUUCCCCGUCGGGGCAGCCGAGGGAUCAGCGGCGAUGGAAGAGUAUCUGCAAUGUCUGGCUAAGAAAAGGACCAUGGCGAUGCUGGGGCUGGGGGAUAUUGUCGUACCAGGAAUGAUGCUUGCUUUUGCAUUGAGGUUCGACUUGUUCUUGUUUUACCUACGACAAAGUCGCAAGGGAGAGAAGGGUAGUGAAGAGACCGAGAAACCGGUGUAUGCUAGUGCAAAGGGUGGUUGGGGAGAACGAUUCUGGACGAGGUCGAAAUUAUGGUCCGACGACAUCAAAGCCAAGAACUUCCCGAAGCCAUACUUCUACGCCACGAUUGUCGGCUAUGUUCUCGGCAUGAUUACUACGGUGGUCAUCAUGCAAGUUGCGGAGCAUGCACAACCAGCGUUAUUGUAUUUGGUGCCUGGUGUGUUGCUCUCUUUGUGGGGUACAGCCCUUGUGAAGGGUGAUUUGAAGGCUCUGUGGCACUAUACUGAAGCAUCCGACGAGGAGAAGAAAGAUGACAAGAAGGAAGACGAGAAGGAAGACGAGAAGAGUCAGAAACGAGACGACGUCAAGGCCGAGACAGUACGUGGGAAGGAAUCUGAAAAGGAGACCCCAGAAGAACAAGCUGAAAAGGAAUGUCGACGUUUGCUCUCUUUCUCGAUCACGUUGCCCGAGGCACUCCACAAAACAGACCGUGAGACCACCGAACAAAAGCCAGUGUCGACCGAAUCUUCCUCUCGACCGAAGACUACUACCGACAACAGAGAUGGUCGUGACAUAAGUGGACGACGCUCACUCGACGAGGGCCAGGCACGCAAUGGAGACGGUGAACCUCCAGAAAAAAGAGCUAGACGAGUGUGAACUUCUAUGAGACACAUCCCUAGAAGAGAUGUUCAUAUGGAGGCCAUAGGAAUGCGGCAGAGGUAUGAGAUAAAGAAUCUUGAUCGAAUUAAUAUUCUA
This is a messenger RNA of Exophiala oligosperma, 1890 nucleotides long. RefSeq lists its product as uncharacterized. Gene Ontology annotation, biological process: membrane protein proteolysis. The record is from RefSeq and is a predicted model, not a curated record. The coding region runs from base 1 to 1791 and encodes 596 amino acids. The transcript has a single exon. Gene Ontology annotation, molecular function: aspartic endopeptidase activity, intramembrane cleaving. NCBI's taxonomy places the organism in Eukaryota, Fungi, Ascomycota, Eurotiomycetes, Chaetothyriales, Herpotrichiellaceae. Gene Ontology annotation, cellular component: membrane; cytoplasmic side of endoplasmic reticulum membrane; lumenal side of endoplasmic reticulum membrane.